AUGAAUGCACUGUCAAUCCCUAGUCUGAAUGAGUCACUUCUCGUCGUUGUCAACGCAUCUAGAAAUUAUCAAGAUGGAGGUAGGCCAACCCUUUUGCCCCUUGACCUGGGGGACAUUGAACUAUUUCCUGAACAGUGGAGUGACAACGCGUCAACUGUUGUUGUUCAAGGGCGAAGGAGAGCAGUGAAACGUUCUAAAAAUGCUGGCGAAAACUGCGAGAAUGACUCGGACUCUGACUAUGUACCUCCACCUUCUGAAGAUUCACAUCAAUCUGAACUUAGCGACACAGUAGUUUUCCAGAAGAGCGACGACCUCGGAGAAUUAAUCCAACUGGCCGAAGGCGAAAAAAAAUUAACCAAGAUCUGCUUUGUGUGUCAGAAAGAAUUUUAUACUACUAGUGGGCUAGCAAAUCACAUGUCGAGGCAUGAUAAGGAUGCUAAGAGUACGAAGGAAUUAAAUCGUAGGAGACGAAUGCGUGGUAUAGAAUAUGUCGGAUAUUCCAAAGUAGAAGCUACGUCACCCGGAGUAGCAAAUAUUGUUCAAGUUAAAAAGACACCAAAAUCCGGUCGUCGUCUCGGUCCAGUCUGUACUUCCUGCACGAAGAGUAAAAUACGGAAGUGCAUUCACUUUAGUGAAGAAGUGAGAAAAGAAUUGUUUGAUAACUUUUGGCUAAGUAUGGACUGGAAAGCAAAGCAAUCGUAUGUUAGGGGCUUGGUGGAUAUCAUCCAGGUUGCGUGUCGAACUACCCAGCACCCUUCGAAGAGAAAGGUCACCUUCGUGUAUCACUUACCGAUACGGGCCGGGUUAAAAGUGAAAGUUUGUAGAACCAUGUUCUUGGCCACCCUUGGAAUCGGAAAAAAAACAGUUGAUGAACUGGGUACGGAAAGUGGAUAGUGUUGAUCAUGGUAGUACUGCUCAAGUGGUCUGAGAUCCAUUGAAGAUAUCGAAAGUUGUAGUUUAAAUGUAUUUGUAAAAGAAAUUGAAUAUAAAUAUUUUUUGUUUCCUCCUGAUAUUAAAUUUGACGACUGAGUGUAACAUUACCUAAGUUUAGUUAACUUACCGUCUAAUUUUGUAUUACGUAAUUGAAGAAGUUUAUGUAUUCCAAUAAACUGCACUGUUGACUUGA
Molecule: messenger RNA, 1126 nt
Organism: Folsomia candida
Lineage: Eukaryota; Metazoa; Arthropoda; Collembola; Entomobryomorpha; Isotomidae
Exons: 6
Coding region: 1-894 (297 amino acids)
Source: RefSeq, a predicted model, not a curated record